Cloeon dipterum is the source of this 5736-nucleotide messenger RNA. It is a transcript of the gene kibra, whose product is annotated as kibra. The record is from RefSeq and is a predicted model, not a curated record. NCBI's taxonomy places the organism in Eukaryota, Metazoa, Arthropoda, Insecta, Ephemeroptera, Baetidae. Gene Ontology annotation, biological process: cell migration; regulation of hippo signaling; negative regulation of organ growth. The coding region runs from base 96 to 3548 and encodes 1150 amino acids. The transcript has 15 exons. Gene Ontology annotation, molecular function: kinase binding; molecular adaptor activity. Gene Ontology annotation, cellular component: cytoplasm.
GUCACGCGCACCGAUAAUGAGGUAUUCAACAUGGCGCAGUGAGUGCCACUCAGUGCUCGCGGCAGCUCCGAUGUGAAUGCUGGACGAAGCGCGCGAUGCGGCGUAGACGCAACGGGGAGCUACCCCUGCCCAACGGAUGGGAAAUGGGGCGCGAUUUCGACGGCAAAAUCUACUACAUCGACCACAACAACCGGAAGACGUCGUGGAUCGACCCUCGCGACAGGUUGACGAGGCCACUGGACUUCUCGGAAUGCGUCGGCAACGAGUUGCCCGUCGACUGGGAAGAGUCGUACGACCCCAAAAUCGGAGUCUACUACAUCAACCACAAAUGCCAAACGACGCAGAUGGAGGAUCCAAGACUGGAAUGGCGCUCGAAGCAGGAAAAAAUGCUGCGAGAGUACCUGCAAACGGCGCAAGACGCCCUCGAGGCCAAAAAGGAAAUCGUGGAAGUCAAAUCGCAAAGGCUGUGCCUGGCACAGGAUGAGUACAACCACCUCAACAAUGCGCUCGGCACGCUCACCACCUCAAGGACGAGUCUGUGUUCAAGUUCAAGCAGCGUUAGUACAAAAUACGACCCCGACCUGCUCAAGUCGGACGUGGCGCUGGCCAAGAGCAGGGUGCAGCGGCUGAAGCGCGAGCUCGAGCAGAUCAAGACGGAAGUGAGCUACACGCAGAAAGGAGUCGAAACGCUCGCCUCGGUGGAGCAGAAAUUGGCGAACCAGAUGAACUGCUACAGCAUCACGGAGGCGCAGGCCAUCACGAUCGAGUUGAAAAACAUCCAGAAGUCGCUGGACCUGGGCGUGAAGGAAAAGGCCGAGCUGAUGCAGUCGCUGGCCAAGCUGAAGGACGACCUGACGCGGCUGCAGCUGUCCGAGAGCUCGCCGGACGUGUCCACCCUGAGCAUUCCCAUGGAGAAGCUGAGCACGGCCUCGCAGACCGACUUGAGCGUCGAGCCGGCCGUCAUGCGGCUCGCCGAGAUGGCCCGCAUGCGCCUCCACUACGACGAGGCGCGGCAAAGGGUGCAGGACAUCCAGCAGAAGCUCGCCGACCUCGAGGAAAAGGUCACCCCUGGCCAGGCAGAGUCCGACAAGGACCGACUCCUCCUCUUCCAGGAAAAGGAGCAGUUACUGCGGGAGCUGCGGAGCAACAAGAAGCACAGCCGGUCGCAAUUAGAAGUGAAGGAAAUCGAGUUGCAGAUCCGACGGCUGGAGCAGGACCUGAACGACGCGAUGGAGUUGUCCAAUCGGGCCAUCGCCGACCGGCUUCGCCUUCACGAGGAGAAGCAGCUCCUUCUGCAGCAAUUGAAGGACGGCCUGCGAAACAUGGCGAUGCUCGAGUCGCAGCUGCGAACGCUCUCGGCGUCGACGCUGAGCGCCAGUUCGAGCUCCAGUCUGGGCUCGCUCAGCACCAGCAGCAAAGCCAGCAGCAAGGGUUCCCUCAGCAGCAGCCUCAGCUUCACAGACAUCUACGGUGGACCCCAGUGCACUUCCACGGAGCCCAUCGACAUGGUCGACCUCCACCGACGCGUCGAAAGACUUCUUCAAGGGAGCUCUGGCGGAGAGCAGUUGGCAGCGACGCCGCACUCGCAGCCGUCGUUGUCGCCGCGGAGUUCGUUGUCGACGUCGCCGCCGCAGUCGCCGUACGACCUGGGCCCGCCGCCGGCCUACGAACUGGCCUACCAGCGGGGCGGCGCCGGCCCCUCGCUCGCGCAGCUGACCGACAAACUGGUCGAGCUGCGGCUGGCCCGUCCGGCCGCCGACCUGGUGGGCGUGGCCCGCGGCAACGGCGGCCGGCACGUCGGCCUCGACUCGAUCAGCCUGAGCAGCGACGCGGCGAGCAACCCGCCGCUGUCGCCCAUCUCGGAGAUGGUGGCGCCGCUCGAGUCGGCCAACAACACGCCGUCCGGCUCCAACACCCGCUCCGUCUCGGCCGCCGUCAGCGACGAGUCGGUCGCCGGCGACAGCGGCGUCUUCGAGGCCGCCGCCAGCAAGAAAGGAUCUGGUCUGAAUGAAAUGAACCUCGAAACUGCUCAAGUCCAAAUCAAAUUAAGGUAUUCUGUACGUGAUAGUAUUCUGCACGUCGGCAUCGAGAGGGCGAGAAAUCUGUCUGCGCUUUUCAUCCCCGAUAGUUGUAAAGUAUGUAUUAAAGUAGCCCUGCUGCCGUCCAGCACGUCCUCCGUGUCCGCGUGCUGCACAAAAGCCGUGGAAGACCUGAAAAAGCCUUCCUGCGGCGAGACCUUCCCGAUUGCUGUGCCGCUGAGCAAACUGUGUGCCAAGACCCUGCAGGUCAACGUCUGGUGUAUUAAACCAAACUGCCUGGACGAAUGCGUGGGUUGUGCGCAGGUGAGCAUGGCCGACUUCAACCCCGAGGAGGUGUCCACCAAGUGGUACAACGUGCUCAGCUUCCGGUUCAUGCGGUCGGUGGAUGCGUCGGGCGGCGACGCCGCCCGCCACGAGAAGCAGGAGAGCGAAAUCAGCAUGGGCCGUGCGGGCGCGCCUGUCAAGGAAGAGAGCAGCGAUGAGUCCACCAUCAUCUCCUCCCAAACCUCCACCCUCACCAGAAACCAAGGAGCUGGUGGACUGAUGGGUCCGGGCGAGGUGCAGUUGUUGGAGCUGGCCUCUGGACACGUGGUGGAGGAGGUGGCGAGCGACAACGAUGAGGAUGAGUCAGAGUCUGAAGAUGAGGAGGAGGAGGAGGAGGAAGAGCACGACGAGGUCAGCCAGGACGACGUGAUCGAGGAGCUCGUUUCUAUGAAAGACCAGGAGACAAACACCGAGUGCGUCUUCAUCCCGGAGAAGGGCGCCAGGAAAAAGAGUACCGACGAUGAUUCGGCCCGCGCCAAAAUCAUCAAACGCUCACAGACUUUCUCGCCUAGCGCGGCCGUCAGCAAAAACCAGUACAUCUGCAGGUUGAACCGGAGCGACAGUGACAGCUCGAUGCCUCUGUACCGGCGGUCGAGCGGCGUGGCGUUCCAGCGCAAUUCUGUUGAGCGGCGGUCGCUGCGGUGGAAGCACCCGCCCGUGUCGCCGCAGCGCGCCGCCUCGACCGCGUCGCGCCACCCCCGCACUUCUCUGGACCUCGAGCUGGACUUGCAGGCCCAGAACACGAAGCUGCAGAACCUGCAAGACGAGAUUGAGCGUCUCCGGCAACUCAAACUGCGCAUGGAGGCAGCCAAGAGCGACUCGGAGAAUGCCGGCUGGAUCCUCGAGGACGAGCACUUCCAGCGCUUCAUGGUGCAGGCUGAGUCCGAGAAGAGGCCAAAGAGUCACGACGAGAAGAAGGUAGAGAGGUUGAUGAAAAAGUCUUCCAAGGAGCUGUACAAGCUGCGCAAGAGUCGAGCUGGUCAAGGAAAGUUGGAUGUCAUUUCGUUCAAAGAAAAGAUGGCUUUCUUCACAAGAACAAACCUACAUGUACCUGUACUGCCGCCCGAGGACAACCAAGACUGCAAUUCGGACAGCGGCACCCUGAAGCGCGAGGACAGCGACGUCAGCCACGACGACGAGAAGUUUUCGUACGUCGUCGACCCAGUUCUCGGCGUCGAAGUGUGAGGAAACAAAAUUCAAAAAACAAAAACAAAAAACGCACCAGUUUAAACCGCUCUGUGACGCCGUUUGCUCUGCAUUCGACCGCUCGACGACUUUAAUUUUUUUGCUAUUAAAAAAAAAUUAUAUCUAAUUUUAAGCCAGGGAAAUAUUUUCCAUUAUUUUAUUUAUCCCGAGGACCUUUGCUAAAUAUUUACCUAGUCAAAAUAAAUAAAUAAAAUUUGAAUAAUCGGAGUGGUCGGUGCGCGGGCAAAUCGGUCGAAACUGCUGUGACAGCUCUCUAAUUGCCGAGACAACGGAAGAAAUACACACACACACACACACACGCAGAUGAUGACGAAAGAAUAGCAUUUUUGUGCCUUGCAGCUUGCCAUAACGAGUUUUUACUAUAAUUUACACGAGUAAUAUUUGCACCCAACACCACCGAAAUGCAAGAUCUUAUCUCUUGCGAGUUUUAUCGAAAAAACUACUGCCUUAACUUGAUAAUUUUUUAUUAUUAUUUUCGUUUGUGUCCGCGCCUCUUGUUUUUUCUCUCUGUAAAAAUAGCAUUCCUUCUUCAGAAGAGAUCUGAGUCUUUGUCCAUGUCAACAACUGAUUGAAGAAUAAAAACACUUACAAACUUGGCAAGCGAAAUCUGGAUUUGAAAUUCAAAUGGCAGCAGGAAUUUUUUUUCCUGAGUUUAAUUGCCAUUUGGUUUUGAAUUAAAAGAAAGUGUCCUUCUAAGAAAUAGAUUUAUAUGAAUUAGUUGAAAAUUUAAAAACGUUACAAGUUUGGCUUUAAGGGACAAAUAGGUUAAAGAAAAUGAUGGCGUUUUUAAUUUUUGUUUUUUAGGCCGACCGUGAUGAGUUAACGUUUAUUUUGAAAUAUCGUACAGUGAUUUUAAUAACAAAAACAAAAUAUGGCGUCCAUCGACCACCACAUAAACUUGCAGAAUUUGUUUUUUGAAUCUUGAAAGUUUAUGUUUGGUAAAAAGCUCCAUGUCGACAGCUUAUUUUAAAUUUAUAUAUGUUGGCAAUGGAGAUUUUUAAAUUCAAGUGGCGCCAGGAUAUUUGCUUGUUAAGUUUUUGCUUUUAUUUCAAGAUUGAAAUUUCAUUUAAAUUGCCGCAAAUUGUUUUCAAUGUCGCAAAAAAUUUAUUUCUUUAAUUUUAUUUUGUUUAAGUAAAGCCCAUUGUGAUUUUUAACUAUUUACGUCCUUUAAAGCAGCUCUCUGCCUACACGCAUUUAAAGUGGAAUGAUAGCGAUUUUAAUUUUACCGGUUACGCCCUCUUUUUUAAGCAAAAGAAAUUUAUUUGCUAUGGGGGUGAGAAAAAUCAUGAAAAUUUAAUUAUGAGAAGAUAAAAAUGAGCACUUUUGAGUCUUGAAAGAUAUUUUUUUAAGCAGAUUUUUCGAAAGGGGUCUGUGUUUGGCCUGAUUAAAAUUCACCAGUUGGAACUAGCGUCAAAAACUGCCUAUAUUCAGAAAGCUGAUUAAGUUUCCAAUUUUUUUCCCAUUUAACUGUUUCUAAAAUUUACUAUUUUCGCACGAAAUUGGUCUAAAAAUUUCAGCUGUCCGUUAGGGAACAUUUAAAUUUUUUGGGAAAUAAUAAAAUAACCAAAAUUAAUUAAUUUUAUUCGAAAAUCAUCACAGAUUUUGGGGGGAAAUUCCCUAUCAUUCCUCUUUAAAUUAGUUCUCAAAUAAAAUUGCCAGUCGAUGAUCGGUAUUGAACCAAGAUUGCUCAAUGAUGAAUUUUAAGAAAUUGGAUGAAAACUGUUACCAGGAUUUAUCGUGUUGCCUGCUAAGUCUGUCUGCGAUCUGACUCGUUUUUAACAGCAACCAAACUGUUUUAUCAGCAAUGAGAGCUUGCUCGAAGAAAAAAUAAUAAUAAAUGAAAAAAAAAUAUAUUAAAUCAGCCUCUGUACGCCUUUUGGAAAAGGGGUUUUAGUCUUUAAAAAAAGGAAUCGUGGUGUCCGUGCCUUGCGAGCGGCCUCUGGCGAGCAGCUUCAAAAAAUCAAACGGCUCGCUGGGGCCGGCCAGUGGUAUUUUUUCUCUCGAAAGAUGACUAAAUGUGUAAAAAUGUAGUGAAUGGUACAUAAUAUAUUAUAUAUUUGUCGUAUGCUACAGCCUUUGAAAAUAUUUUCACUCUCCAUAAUUUUUGUAAAGAUUCUAGUGUAUAAAACUGAAUAAAUAAGAUGAAAAACAAUAUUUAUGAAAUUAG